Messenger RNA from Lasiodiplodia theobromae, 1062 nucleotides. RefSeq lists its product as uncharacterized. The record is from RefSeq and is a predicted model, not a curated record. The transcript has 6 exons. The coding region runs from base 1 to 1062 and encodes 353 amino acids. NCBI's taxonomy places the organism in Eukaryota, Fungi, Ascomycota, Dothideomycetes, Botryosphaeriales, Botryosphaeriaceae.
AUGUUGUUUUGGACUUCAGAGGCGACAACCAUUCAUCUGCUGAACGCUUAUGGAACCUUCAUCGGCCUUACUGAAGAGGAAGCGAAUGCUCUCACAGAUGCCCAAGUCUAUUCGUUGGGAAUAGGCUCUAAAGCCCUCUUCUCGGCAUGGAUAAGCUAUAUAUGCCUGAUAUGGUGUCUGAAGGGCUCAGUGUUAUUCUUCUACAACCGCUUAACGAAGGGUCUAAAGGAGCAAAGACUAGUCCGGUGGCUUGCUAUCGGUGUUGGCGCUUCUUUCCUUGCUAUGAUUUUACAGAUCCUACUUAACUGCCGUCCGAUCCACAGGAACUGGCAGAUCAAGCCUUACGCGGGAGAUCAAUGCACCUUAAUCUACGUGAGAUACUACCUCUUACUCAUUCUCAAUGUCUCCACUGACCUUGGGCUCAUGAUCUUCAUCCCCGCCCCAAUCUUGUGGAAAGCGCAGAUCCCGAUCAAGCGCAAGAUCAUGGUAGCGAUUCUCCUGUUCUCAUCUCUAUUCAUCGUCACCGCCGCCAUUAUCCGCUGCAUCAUGUCCGUCGGCGAUAUUCGUAGGAUCGGAACGUCUGGCGCGUGGGCCAUCCGCGAGACCUUCGUAUCCAUGUUCGUCGUGAACGCUCCCGCCAUCAAGCCGCUGUUCAGCCGCAGACGGCUGCUGGCUCAAGGCAGUAAAAGCGGCGGCAGCGCAUCGCGUACUGGCACAAGCAAGCCGCGGCACACGCAGCGGGGUGAUGAGGUUGAGUUGAGGUCCAACGAGAGCUGGAGCAACAAGGAUGAGGCGAGCGUUCGGGACCUCGAACACGGCAGCAGCGGCGGGAGCGUUCAUGAACUUGUGGAUGCGAAAAACGACGGCCUGCGCAUUAAUGUCACGAAGGCUUUCACAACAAGUUCCGAGGAGGCCAGCCAGACGCAGGAAAACCAGGCGGCGCAAUACUGGGGCAGGGCUGAGGGAAGCCUCGAGGAUAAUAAGAUGCGGAAUGGCUGGAAGAGGCUAGGGGAACAAACCCGGGGGAUGACAAGAACCACGGUGAUCGCUGAUACACUCUGA